This is a messenger RNA of Rhinocladiella mackenziei CBS 650.93, 1677 nucleotides long. RefSeq lists its product as uncharacterized. Gene Ontology annotation, molecular function: oxidoreductase activity, acting on CH-OH group of donors; flavin adenine dinucleotide binding. The transcript has a single exon. The record is from RefSeq and is a predicted model, not a curated record. Lineage: Eukaryota; Fungi; Ascomycota; Eurotiomycetes; Chaetothyriales; Herpotrichiellaceae. Bases 1 to 1677 code for a protein of 558 amino acids.
AUGUCUUCUUCGUCAUACGAGUAUAUCAUCGUCGGCGGUGGCGUAGCCGGCUUGACGCUGGCGGCACGCCUUUCCAAGCUCCUUCCACCCAAUGAGACAGACAACAAACGAGUCUUGGUCCUAGAAGCCGGCACCGACCCUUCCACCACCGAGUGCAUAACCAACGCCAUGGGGCAACAUAUGGCCCGCGAGUCGCAGCACGCGUACACGCUCGAUGUGGCCGCGAAUCCACACCUCGGCGGCCGCGUGACCCAGGUGCCCGUGGGGAAGGCACUGAGUGGCAGCGCCGCGAUCAACGGCUCGGCAUGGACCAGAGGACCCAAAGUCGACUAUGACUAUUGGGCCAACCUCGUCGGAGAUGACGAUUGGUCGUACGACAAACUGUUACCGUAUUUCAAGAAGACGGAGCAAGUGAUUGUCGGUGAGGGAGAGGGCCAAGUUGAAAUUGACGAAGCUCAUCAUGGCUAUGAGGGGACUUUGAAAGCUGUGCCCAUGAAGGCCAACUGGCCGAAAAGAAAAUAUCCACUCCGUGAACCCGUGCGGAAGGCCUGGGAGGAGGCCGGCGUGAAGUAUAAUCCGGACGGCAACAAUGGGAAUCAGAAUGGCCUGACAGAGAUGGUGGAGGUUUGGGUGCAAGGACGGCGUCAGUUGCCGAAUAAGAUUCUGGAUCUGUCUCUCGUCGACGUUCGGGACGUCAGCACCGUGCAUCGUGUCACGUUUGACACCACGUCGGCUGGCGAGCCUGUCGCCAAUGGCGUCGAUCUGGUCGGUGGUGAACACAUCGCCGCAAUCAAGGAGGUCAUCGUUUCUGCUGGCGUCUAUCAUACUCCACAGGUGCUCAUGCUCUCCGGUAUCGGUGAUCCGGCCGUCCUGGAGAAAUUUGGCAUCGCGACGGUCUCCUCGAAUGUCGAAGUGGGCAAAAACCUGAUGGACCAUCUGGCGGUGGGAUUGACGUGGAAGUUGAAACAUCCGGAACAAGGUCUGGCCAUUGGCUCGCCAUUGUUUGUUGAUCCGUCAUAUUUCGCCGGUUGGCCGAUGGAUUUCAUCGAAUUCGGGCCUUUGGACGACCUCUCCCAACUCGAACCGCUGAUCAAGAACCAGGAGGAUAAGAAAUACUUGCUUCGACCGGAUUCCUCGCACAUGGAAGUCGUCUCGCUGUACGCGGCCCUGGGGAAAAGAUUGGCGGGCAUCGAUGCGGCGAUGGACGGAAGCCAUAUCAGCACAUUGGCCGUGUGCCUCACGACCACCUCCAGAGGGUCCGUCAUGGUCCGCUCCGCCCAUCCAGAAGACCCACCCAUUAUUGAUCCCAAUUUCAACGAGACGGAGACCGACCGCUUCAUCUUACGCGAAGCAUUGAGGAAGGCAUCUGCUGUCUUCCUCGAGACCGAGACCGGUCAAUCUUUCGUUUCUCAUGAAGUGCCUCCUGAGGGAUAUGCGACAAUCACCAAGCACACUCCGGAUGCUGAGAUUGACAAGAGAAUCAGGGAUUUUGGAUAUAGCCUUGACCACCCCAUGGGGUCUUGUUCGAUGGGAAAGGUCGUCGAUAGCCACUGUCGCGUGAAAGGAUUGAGGGUGGUUGACGCGAGCGUACUUCCGAUCCCGGUGGCCUGUCAUAUCCAAGCGGCGACUUAUGCCCUUGCCGAAAGGGUUGCCGAUUGGGUCGGAAAUGGACAGUAA